This is a messenger RNA of Sphaeroforma arctica JP610, 948 nucleotides long. RefSeq lists its product as hypothetical. The record is from RefSeq and is a predicted model, not a curated record. The transcript has a single exon. Lineage: Eukaryota; Ichthyosporea; Ichthyophonida. The coding region runs from base 1 to 948 and encodes 315 amino acids.
AUGGCGAUUGAGACAUCGAUAUUGCAAUUUUUGGGCUUGGUGAUCAAUGGCUUCCAUCGAUGGGUGAAUUCGCACGGGCGUACGAUUAAGGAGCGUCGGCAUCAUGACAAGUGUUCGGUCACGGUGCUGGCUGCGAAAUUGAUCCACAGUGGCAAGGACUACAUGCUCAAUGGAUUCACCACAGCGGAUAAAGCCAGCAUCUACAAGGUUUUGAGGGAGCGAUGGAUGGAUGUUGGAAUGGUGGAUUCAGUUGUGUUGGCGAGACACAACAAGAUGCUGUCUAUCCUCUUUAUUCAGCCGAGGAGUGCGAUGCUGGAAACGGCAGACAGACUGGCGGCUGGUUAUGACAAGGAGCUAGAGAAGGCUGAAGCGUUAUUGCAGAACAUACAAACCUAUGGUGUAUGGGCAGUGAUGGUCUACCAUCUUUUUAGACUGCCGGAUCAGCAGGUGCAGGAUGAGGCCGAGCUUACGACUGAGCAGAUGUUUGGUUGGGAACAGCAAGGAGGUCAACAGCCACAGAUGGCAGAUGCAGGGGGCAGUGACCAUGCUCUGGCGGAACGGCUGGCUAAGGCGCUAGAUGGGUUGAUGAAACAUUUAGCAAAGAUGGGGGUGGUGGCGGCUGGAACCUCAAUACAGGUCUUUAAGGUGGUUGACGAGGCUGCGCAGAUUAUGCGAGCCCAGUUGUUAAAAGAAACGACGCAGACUACGCGUGAGGGUGUCCUUAAUGGCUACAUGUUAGAGUGCUUUUUGAACCCCCACGCGUCAUUCUUCAUUGGGUUGAUGCGUACUGAACCACUGAAUGGAAAGACGGUGAUUACGAAUCUACGGGUGAUCCAUGACUCAAUGGAUGUGUUCAUUCACACAGGUCUGGCGCAGGUGUUAGAGUACUUGCGUCAGGAGCGUAUUCAUGCUGAUGGGCCGGCUACGAAAGGAGCUCCGGCGGUGUAG